Rosa rugosa (rugosa rose) is the source of this 714-nucleotide messenger RNA. RefSeq lists its product as uncharacterized. The transcript has 4 exons. The record is from RefSeq and is a predicted model, not a curated record. NCBI's taxonomy places the organism in Eukaryota, Viridiplantae, Streptophyta, Magnoliopsida, Rosales, Rosaceae. The coding region runs from base 1 to 714 and encodes 237 amino acids.
AUGGCGCCGUUUCCAUGUUCAAGCGAACGCACUGCUGCUUCGGCUCUGCUCCUCCUCACCGUCACACCACCACCGCCUUCCAAGGGCUGUUUGGAUGAUGGCGAUGAGUCAUCGGUUGUGAGAUCGGAGCUAGGAAAGAGCGACGGUACUAUUUCCAGAGGUCAGAGCUUUGUUUCCGGCGACUCCAAAUCCUGCUGCACUUCGUCCUUGCUUGCUGGUUCCAGGGAGGAGAUUCAAGCUCGCACAGUCAGGAUGAUUGCUCUUGCAGCUCUUCAUCGCGAUGUGAAGCUCAAAGCCCUGCAGAGAAACCGAUCGAAGAUCCAAAGCGGCGGCGUGAAAUUCAACAGCUGGAAAACUCGCUCGGGCGUGAAGGUGGCCACGACGACGUCGUUUGCGGCCUCCACGUCCUCAGAGUCCUCGUGCCUGUCCAGUGCGGCUUCGAGCGCGCGAAGCCGUUACUACCAGCCGAAAGCCGCUGGGAGCAGCUGGAUUAAGAAGAAGAAGAAGAAGCAGGUGGGGUCGGUUAUGCUGCGGCGCAAAGCCGAAGCCAUUCUGAAGCUGCUCUCUCAAGGCUGCUACUCUGAAGUCAAGAUCCGUCAGACUCUCGGUGACAGUCCGGACACCAGCAAAGCGCUCCGACUGUUGUUGAAGUUUGAGGAGGUGAAAAGGACAGGCGGAGGAGGCCGUCGCAGCCCUUAUAUUUACACGGUAUAA